Molecule: messenger RNA, 342 nt
Organism: Tuber aestivum (summer truffle)
Lineage: Eukaryota; Fungi; Ascomycota; Pezizomycetes; Pezizales; Tuberaceae
Source: the annotation of a GenBank genome assembly
AUGGCUUCUAAUUUACUCGUCAAUCGAAAGGAGGAUGUGGUAAACGUGAAUACCCAGGGUGGCAGUUAUGGCAAUGCACUACAAGCAGCUGCAUUCGAAGGAACCGAACCGAUUGUGCGGCUUCUCCUCGAGCGUGGGGCAGAUGUGAAUGCUCAGGGUGGCCGUUAUGGCAAUGCACUAUAUGCAGCUGUAGAAAAAGGAACCGAACCGAUUGUGCGGCUUCUCCUCGAGCUUGGGGCAGAUGUGAAUUCUCAGGGUGGCCGUUAUGGCAAUGCACUACAAGCAGCUGCAGUAAAAGGAACCGAACCGAUUGUGCAGCUUCUCCUCGAGCGUGGGGCAGAU